Molecule: messenger RNA, 2148 nt
Organism: Epithele typhae
Lineage: Eukaryota; Fungi; Basidiomycota; Agaricomycetes; Polyporales; Epitheliaceae
Exons: 17
Coding region: 1-2148 (715 amino acids)
Cellular component (GO): fungal-type vacuole membrane
Source: RefSeq, a predicted model, not a curated record
AUGUUCCUGAUAGCUUCCACGCUGCACGUCCCGUUCAAGGCCACAGGGGCGAUCUCGCUGAUCAAGGCGAUCGAGAUCGGGGACCUCACGCUGGACUUCACGCAGGAGAGCGAGUGGGCGCCGGUGACGAACUCGCGCACGGUGCAGGCGCGGAUGGAGCUGCCGUUCGAGUUCGAGUUUGAUAUUGAGAGCAUCCAGAACAGCUUCAACAUCACGACGGAGCAGGGGGUGGUCGCGGGCCGCCGCCGCGAGCGCGUCCACGAGCGAGAUCAGGGUCGUGAACUCGACCUUGACGCAGGGGACGAUCGACAUCACCAUAGAACACCCCGCUUGAGCCCGGUGUUCUCGUUGUUCAACCGGAACCUGACGGACAGCAAGGUGAUGCCGUUCAUGCUCAACGGACAGGCGCGUGCGGUCACGAACACGAGUAUUAGCACGAUCACGCUCGACCCGAUCAAGUUCAACGUGCCGUCGAACUUGCAGGGCCUGCAGGGCCUGCAGUUGCUCGUCCAGAUCAAGAGUGCUGACGUCCUCAGCGGAUCGGCGGAGGCCAUCCACUUGGGCAUCGACGUGGACAUCUUCAACCCGUCGAACCUGCAGCUUGCCACAGGAGACAUGAGCCUGCAACUGUGGCGCGACGGCGCGGUGAUGGGCAACAACUCGGUGACCGCGCAGGGCAACUUCACGCCGGGCGACUCGCCGCAAGGUCUCGAGAUGUUGAGCCAGUUCGUCGGGGGCACUAACGUCCAGGUCGUGAAGCACGAACCUUUGUCCGCGACCGUCUCGCUCGCGAACCCGUUCACCGCCGCGCUCGAGAUCACACACAUCUCGUCCAACGUCACCUUCCGAGGCAUUUCCCUCGGGACCAUUGAUGACGCCGUCGCCUUCUCGUCCGCAGGCAAGUCGACGACGACCUGGCCUGCGCUCGACCUCAACCUCGACAUGGACCCACAGAGUCUCCUCACGGUCACGAAGCUGCUUGCGGAGCAGGCGGGCGAGGACACGGUGCCCCUCGACCAGAUCAUCGCGCUCUGCGGGAACUUCGACCUCCCUUCCUUUGUCGACAAGGCGUUCACGAAGCUCGCUACGGAGCCGAACGUGACGAUCAAGGCCGACGCGAGCCUGAUCCUGAUCCUGCCAGUGCUCGCGCAGCUGAUCGUGCAGAACAUCGAGAACUCGUUCGGGACGAACCUGAAGGGGUCGAUCAUCAACGCCAGAUCAUUCGACGCCAAGAUCGCGUUCCCCGAGGGUUUUACUAUUGUUUGGAACGACAAGGCGCUGGGGAGCAUCAAGAUGCCGGAUGUGGACGUGGUGGACGGCGUUGGCGUGAGCUUCGAGGUCGAUGCACCGUUCACGGUCGCGGACGUCGCGUACCUCGUGGACUUUACGAAGGCGAUGUUGAUGGAGGAGGAGUUCGAGUGGGUCAUCCCGGGGAGCAACCUGUCGGUGGCUGCGAUCGGCAUCUCGGUGCCAGGAAUCGGGCUGGGCGAGAAGGAGGUGACGCUCAAUGGCAUGAACGGCUUGAAGGGCGGGGUCAAGAUCGAGACGUUCGACCUGCCGAGCAACGAUCCCGCGGGGGGUAACUUUUUCGAGGAUGUCAACAUCGGCUCUGUGGUCUCUACGAACUCGUUCACGCUCUCGCCGACAUCCACGGUUGCGCUGCCCGUGGCAGGGCGUCUUGCUCCCCAGAAGGAGGAGGCCGGCCUCGCAGCGGUUUCUGCGAUUUUCAACGCGUUCAUCCACGGCAACGACAUUGUCGUUCAAGGAGACAGCGCGGAUCCCACUGAUAUUUCUUGGCUCAACGACGGCAUCAAGGUGCUCCAGGUUCAGACCGUCACGCCUUGGCUGCGGGGCGGCAACGAGUUCAACUUCACGGCAGGACAAGGGCCCAGCAUCGAGUACGACUUCUUCCUGUUCAACACCGUCGUGCAGAGCGGGAGCGUGACCGCGACCGCGCUCACACUCGACGCCACGCUGCUCCUGAACCAGACCACCGAUAUUGUUACCGCGGCGCGCUUCGUGGACGCGGGGACCAGGAAGAUGCUCGCGUGGUACACAGACUGGCCACAGCCGUACCGGCUGGUCGAGCGCCCCGACCCGGAGCUCAAGGUCGUCGCCGACGUGGAGGAGGGGCGCGCACAUGUGUAG